AUGAAAUUCAUGUUACCUGAUAUGAUUCAAGAGAUGGAAGUGAUGUGUGAUAUGGAUGUUUUAAAAAUGUUUUGUGUGGCUGAACAAUUGGAUGCAGUUGAAGUAAUUGUAUACAAUGUGCAAGCUAGUGAGGAAAUAACAAAUACUUGGACCAUUAAUGGAUAUCCUGAUGAUGUGGUAGGUAGGGAUGAGUGCAAAUCUCGAGACUCCUUCUACUAUCGAUCAUCAAGUAGAAGUUGUGCUAAACUUAGUGAUAUCCUGCCUGGUUUUGAGCAUGUUCGACUACUAGCAAGUGUGCUUGGAGGUGUUGGUGUGGUAAAGGUGUCAAGUCAGAGUACAACCACCAUAGGGGAUACUAAUGCUAAAUGGGGUGGACAUGUUGAUUCAAGUAGCCAAACUGCUACUAUACAGGAGAGUAGUGCUCAAGGGGGUGGAGAAGAUGAUUCAGGCACCAAGGAUGCUACUGAUGAUGAGGGCUUUGUAAUGUCUGAUUCAGAUGAUGAAGAAUGGAAAGAGGGUUCUGAGGAUGAAAUUGAAACAUCUACAGAUAGUAGUGAUGGUGAGAGUGAUGGAUAUUCUGAACAUAGUAAAUCAGAGGAGGUAGAGCGUAAGGAUGAGUUGUCUGAUUACCAGUCAGAUGAAGAGGAGGGAUUAAAGGGGGUAAAUCAGGAGGGUGAAAGAAUUAGCUUGCAAGUUGGACAAAUUUUUACUAAUGUUUAUGCAUUCAGGGCUGCUCUUGCUGAUUAUUCUAUUCAAGAGGGAUUUGAAUUUAUGAGACAAAAAAAUGAAAAGUCAAGGGUUACUGUAAUUUGUAAAGGUGAUGGAUGUAUGUGGAGGUGCCAUGCUUCACCUAUUGAUGAGGUGGGCACUUAUAUGAUUAAAACAUAUAUCUCAGAGCACACAUGUGUCAGAGUUAGCACAAAUAAUAAUGCAACAUCAACAUGGAUGGCCAAAAAACUUGAGGAAAAAUUGAGGAGUGACCCAGAUUUGAAAAAAGAGACAAUGAAGCAGUUGUUGAAAGACAAAUGGCAACUUGAGCCUCACAAAAUGCAAUAUUAUAGGGCUCGGGUUCGUGCAAGGGAGUGGAUUGAAGGAUCACAUGCUGAGUCAUAUGCACUUUUGCCAAAAUAUGGAAAUAAGUUAUUAGAAAAAAAUGCAGGGAGCAAUUAUGUGAUAGAAUCUGAAUUGAGAACAGUGCUAUUGAAAGAAGUAAGAGUAUUCAAGAAGGGAUUCUUGAAUGGGUCAAUUUCAGUUGAUGGGAAUAAUGGACUAUUCCCUGUUGCUUUUGGUGUUGUUGAAUCUGAAUGCAAGGAUAGCUGGAUCUUCUUCUUACAACACUUGCAUGAUUCAAUUUAUACAGAAAUGGAGUUGCCUAUCACAUUCAUGACCGAUAAACAAAAGGGACUCUCCCAAGCAAUAGCACAGAUAUUUCCAUAUGCCAACCACAAGUAUUGUGCCAGACAUCUGCACAACAACUUUAAAGUGAAUUAUCCUGGUGCACUAUUAAAGAGCCAUUUCUGGGUUGCUGUCAGAGCCUACAAUCCCAUUCAGUUCCAGAGGUCAAUGAAUGCCAUGAAGUCUCUCAAUAAGGAAGCCCAUGACUGGUUGAUGAAAAAUCCAGUAUCAGCAUGGGCUAGACAUGCAUUUGAUCAUAGGAUCAAGAGUGACCAUGUCACUAACAAUAUGACAGAGUCUUUCAACCAGUGGAUAGGAUAG
Telopea speciosissima is the source of this 1716-nucleotide messenger RNA. RefSeq lists its product as uncharacterized. The transcript is spliced from 4 exons. The coding region runs from base 1 to 1716 and encodes 571 amino acids. Lineage: Eukaryota; Viridiplantae; Streptophyta; Magnoliopsida; Proteales; Proteaceae. The record is from RefSeq and is a predicted model, not a curated record.